AUGGCCAAUUUCCAGAUAACUCCCCGCGCAGCGUUCGUGGAGAGCAAUGAGCUCAACUUCCGCAGCCUGUACCUUUUCCACACUCCCCUUGGUUCAAACCAGAAUCAGUCAGGCAUAAUAGACUCGAAUGUUACUACCGGUUUGGGUGCGACAGUCGUUAACAACUGGCCGAUAUGUGAUGGCCCUAGCCCCGGCGCCACCGUUAUUGCGCGUGCACAAGGCCUGCAUAUCUAUGCCGGUAACUGGCAGAAUACUUUCAGCAUAACAUUCGAGGUUGAAAGGUUUAAGGGAUCAACGCUUCAAGUGAUGGGGAUAUCCGUCGAAGAAGGUGAGUGGGCUAUUGUUGGUGGGACAGGACAGUUCGCUAUGGCGAUCGGUGUCAUCUACAAAAAGUUCCAUGAACAAAGGAGCGAUGGUAACAUCAUAGAACUCACUGUCCAUGGAUUUUGUCCCAUGCUGAAAGGUUCACAGAGCCUUCGCACAAAGGUUGGACCAUGGGGUGGAAAUGGAGGCUCAGAUAAAGACAUCGUCGAGGCACCAAGACGUCUAGAGAGCAUCACAGUUAGCAGCGGCACUAUCAUUGAUUCAAUCAAAUUUUCUUAUGUCGACCAAGCUGGUCAGAAGCGCACUGUUGGACCCUGGGGAGGUUCUGGAGGAAAACAAAAUACGUUCGUACUCGGCACUUCUGAGUUUGUGAAGGAAGUUUCUGGAACAUUCGGCCUUUAUGGCAGAGACAACCACAACAUAAUAACAUCACUGAAAUUUGUCACCAACGUGAAGACAUACGGGCCUUUCGGACAAGCGAAGGGAACCACUUUCACCAUACCAGUGCAAAAGAAUAGCAGCAUCGUGGGCUUCUUCGGACGCAGUGGGAUAUAUCUCGAUGCACUUGGUGUCUACGUGCACCCUCUCUAA
This is a messenger RNA of Triticum turgidum subsp. durum (durum wheat), 915 nucleotides long. The record is from the annotation of a GenBank genome assembly. Lineage: Eukaryota; Viridiplantae; Streptophyta; Magnoliopsida; Poales; Poaceae.